UGCAGCAAAAAUUAUAUCUAACGGCGUUGGCACAUACGUCAAAAUGAAGUCACUGAAUGAUGAAAACUUGUACGAAGCCAUAGUGGAGGUGUUAUCGAAUGAGAAGUACAGUAACAGAGCUAAUCAGUUGUCAGCUGCUGUAAAAGAUGUUCCGAUGAAUGCAACAGAUACCGCUGUUUUCUGGAUUGAACACGUGGUCAAAUAUGGUUCUAGUCAUUUGACUGUUCAUAAAAAGCAUCUUUGUGUUACAGAAUAUUACUUGAUUGAUGUCAUUGUAGUGAUAGUUACAAUCAUGUGUAUUACAGGCUGGUCAUUACGCAGACUGGUUUCCAUGUUAGUACGUGGUAUUAGGCGUUAGUUUAUAAUUUUUUAUAGCAAUAACAAUAUUAGAAACAUAAAUAAGUUGGAUGCGGGUAUAUAUAUAUAUAUAU
Saccoglossus kowalevskii is the source of this 431-nucleotide messenger RNA. Its product is annotated as UDP-glucuronosyltransferase 2A3-like. Gene Ontology annotation, molecular function: UDP-glycosyltransferase activity. NCBI's taxonomy places the organism in Eukaryota, Metazoa, Hemichordata, Enteropneusta, Harrimaniidae. The record is from RefSeq and is a predicted model, not a curated record.